AUGUCACCAGCCAGAUGUCAGGCUCUGCGACAUACGCUUAGGAGAUUGCCUCAACAUGUCGCUUCUCACCCCUCUCCGCAAUUGCAUCCUCCCCGCUCUCUCGGCGAGUCCUCCAAUACACACAAGCGCGCUCUUUCUACAGCUUCCCAUCACUCCUCCGUGGCCACGUCUCUGCACGAGCUCGAAAAGCGCAGUGUCGCAUCGCGACGGAGCUACUCGCGUUUGCCUAACAGCAGUAGGGGCUCACGAGUCGGGCGUCGCGCAGCACAGCAAGCCACAGCGACACAGCGCAGUUUCGAGAAUGCCAAGAUUCCUCCCCGCGACGAUGCUCAUGAGACAUCUCGUAGUGAUCCGCAAGGCGCCUCAGCACUACAGGAUCUAGGUCAGAGGCAGCGCCCAACCGAGCCUGCUGUACCUUUGCCAUCUGAUCCCGGUGGCGUGCUAUCUCCACAGACGCAUCCCGCUGUGGCCACCAUGCUGGGUCAAGAAGCGGUGAUCUGCACGCGAGAAGUGGAGUGGAUGAAGUGAGCGCCGACUCUGAUGGUGUGUUUCAAUGUCAACAUGGGCGCGCGAGAUACUAACGCCGUGCAUGCCCCAUCCUGAUGCUUUGCCACACGUUCUCCAGCAUCAUGGUCGGUUUCGAACAAGCGAACCGAUAUGCGCUUCUCAACCCUUCUGGCCAGCCACUAGGAUACCUUGUGGAACAAGAGGGCUCCCUUGGCAAGACUCUUACACGCCAAUUAUUGCGGACGCAUCGGCCUUUCAAAGCUCUCGUACUAGCCCCAAACGGAACACCGAUUCUUCGUGUCGAGAGAUCAUUCACCUUCAUCAACAGUCGAACGCGCGUCUAUUCCAUCGAUCCUGGCACAUAUGACAGCGCUGCAGAUGUGGACCUGGAGCGGGCACCGGACGAGUCAGAUGAGCAGCUGAUCGGAGAAGUCAGACAGGUCUGGCAUCCUUUCAAGAGGCGCUACGAAAUCUUCAGAGCGCGCGAGGGUGGUCAAGAGAUGCAACAAGUUGCAAAGGUCGACGGAGCCUUUCUGACUUGGGUAAGUAGGUCAAUGCGCUUUGUGUGGGUGUGCACAACAGGAGUGCGGCAGCGCAUACAUGCUCGCUGACACGUGCCUGUAUACCAAUGCAGGACUUCUUUUUGGAGGACGAGAGUGGGAAAGUAGUCGGGAGCGUGAAUCGCAACUUUCGAGGCUUUGCGAGGGAGCUCUUUGCCGAUGUCGGUAAGUGCAGCUUGUGGUCGCAGCACGACAUGUAUCGAGCAUAUGCGUAGGACUGAUGACGACUUUCUGUGCUACCGCUCUACAGGCCAAUACGUCGUGCGAUUUGAGGGCGACACGCCGGCCUCAGGCACCUCCACAAACAAUCAGAGCCCCGUGAAAGCUGAGAACGAGUCGCGCGAGCUGGUGCCCAUCACGCCUAGCUUGACGCUGGACGAGAGAGCGCUGGCUCUUUGCGGGCUUGCUUUCGGUCUUGAUGUGGACUACUUCUCCAGGCAUUCCUCCAGCGGCUACGGUGGCUUUUUUCCCGGGUUCAUGCCAAUACCAAUGGGGGGAGGCGGCUCGCAACCUCCUACAGAAACGCCAGGUCAAACUUCUGGAUCUGGAACAGGAGGCGAGCCGACGCCUUCAGGCGGUGCUGGUACGGAUGUGUGGCAAGAUACUCGAGGCUUGCAGUCCCCACAGCUACCGCCUGGUGCCGUCAGUGGAGAGUCCGCUGUCGGGACUGCAGGCACCGUGGCAGGUUACGAAGCUUGGAGCGGAUGGAUGACUCCAAGCUCUACGAGCGACUCGCCAGCCCCUGCCCAGCCUGUUCAAGGAGCUUCUCCUCCACCUCCACAAGACUAUACGGGGUCAGGUCAGGGCUACUCUGGGCGAGACGAGAAUGUUUGGGGCGACCAGGACCCAUGGAAGGGUGGCGAUGAGAACUCUGGAGGCGGCCUUUUUGGUGACAUUUUUAGUGAUCUGGGUGACGGGGGUGACUUUUUCGACGGCUGA
Ceraceosorus bombacis is the source of this 2006-nucleotide messenger RNA. The record is from the annotation of a GenBank genome assembly. Lineage: Eukaryota; Fungi; Basidiomycota; Exobasidiomycetes; Ceraceosorales; Ceraceosoraceae.